Messenger RNA from Ailuropoda melanoleuca (giant panda), 3048 nucleotides. It is a transcript of the gene MCM3, whose product is annotated as minichromosome maintenance complex component 3. Gene Ontology annotation, molecular function: single-stranded DNA binding; single-stranded DNA helicase activity; ATP binding. The coding region runs from base 90 to 2516 and encodes 808 amino acids. The transcript is spliced from 17 exons. Gene Ontology annotation, cellular component: MCM complex; nucleus. NCBI's taxonomy places the organism in Eukaryota, Metazoa, Chordata, Mammalia, Carnivora, Ursidae. The record is from RefSeq and is a predicted model, not a curated record. Gene Ontology annotation, biological process: DNA replication; mitotic DNA replication initiation; double-strand break repair via break-induced replication.
UCUCGGCGUAGCCCUUGGUGGCGGGAAACGUUCGGAAGUUUUCGCGCCGAGGCGGGGUCAUCUGACGACCCUCCGCGCGGAACUGGAGCAUGGCGGGGACAGUGGUAUUGGACGACGUAGAGCUGCGAGAGGCGCAGAGAGAUUACCUGGACUUCUUGGAUGACGAGGAAGACCAAGGAAUUUAUCAGAGCAAAGUUCGGGAGCUGAUCAGUGACAACCAACACCGAUUGAUUGUCAAUGUGAAUGACCUGCGCAGGAAAAAUGAGAAGAGGGCUAACCGCCUCCUGAGCAAUGCCUUUGAGGAGCUGGUUGCCUUCCAGCGGGCUUUAAAGGAUUUUGUGGCCUCCAUUGAUGCUACCUAUGCCAAGCAGUAUGAGGAGUUCUACAUAGGAUUGGAGGGCAGCUUUGGCUCCAAGCAUGUCUCUCCCCGGACUCUUACCUCCUGCUUUCUCAGCUGUGUAGUCUGCGUGGAGGGCAUUGUCACUAAGUGCUCUCUAGUUCGUCCCAAAGUCGUCCGCAGUGUCCAUUACUGCCCUGCUACCAAGAAGACUAUAGAGCGACGUUAUUCUGAUCUCACCACCCUGGUGGCUUUUCCUUCCAGCUCUGUCUAUCCCACCAAGGAUGAGGAAAACAAUCCCCUUGAGACGGAAUAUGGCCUUUCUGUCUACAAGGACCACCAGACCAUCACCAUCCAGGAGAUGCCAGAGAAGGCCCCAGCUGGCCAACUUCCCCGUUCUGUGGAUGUCAUUCUGGAUGAUGACUUGGUAGAUAAAGUGAAGCCUGGUGACCGAGUCCAGGUGGUGGGGACCUACCGUUGCCUUCCGGGAAAGAAGGGAGGCUACACCUCAGGGACCUUCAGGACUAUCCUGAUUGCCUGUAAUGUGAAGCAAAUGAGCAAGGACGUUCAGCCUUCAUUCUCUGCUGAGGAUAUAGCCAAGAUAAAGAAGUUCAGUAAAACUCGCUCCAAGGAUAUCUUUGACCAGCUGGCCAGGUCGUUGGCCCCUAGCAUCCAUGGGCAUGACUAUGUUAAGAAGGCAAUUCUCUGCUUGCUCUUGGGAGGGGUGGAACGAGACCUUGAAAAUGGCAGCCACAUCCGUGGGGACAUCAAUGUCCUCCUGAUCGGGGACCCAUCGGUUGCCAAGUCUCAGCUUCUACGCUAUGUUCUGUGCACUGCUCCCCGGGCUAUACCCACCACUGGCCGGGGUUCCUCUGGAGUGGGUCUGACGGCUGCUGUUACCACAGACCAGGAAACCGGGGAGCGCCGUCUGGAAGCAGGGGCCAUGGUCCUUGCUGACCGAGGUGUGGUUUGCAUCGAUGAAUUUGACAAGAUGUCCGACAUGGACCGCACAGCCAUCCACGAAGUGAUGGAGCAGGGUCGAGUCACCAUCGCCAAGGCUGGCAUCCAUGCUCGGCUGAAUGCCCGCUGCAGUGUUUUGGCAGCUGCCAACCCUGUCUAUGGCAGGUAUGAUCAGUAUAAGACCCCCAUGGAGAACAUUGGACUGCAGGACUCACUGCUAUCCCGGUUUGACUUACUCUUCAUCAUGCUGGAUCAGAUGGACCCUGAGCAGGAUCGGGAGAUCUCGGACCACGUCCUUAGGAUGCACCGUUACAGGGCACCUGGGGAACAGGAUGGCGAUGCUAUGCCUUUGGGUAGUGCCGUGGAUAACCUGGCCACAGACGAUCCCAAUUUUAACCAGGAAGACCAGCAGGACACCCAGAUUUAUGAUAAGCAUGACAACCUUCUGCAUGGGACCAAGAAGAAAAAGGAGAAGAUGGUGAGUGCAGCGUUCAUGAGGAAGUACAUCCACGUGGCCAAAAUCAUCAAGCCCAUCCUAACUCAGGAGUCAGCCGCCUACAUUGCAGAAGAGUACUCACGCCUGCGUAGCCAAGACAGCAUGAGCUCGGACACUGCCAGGACAUCCCCAGUUACAGCCCGGACACUGGAAACUCUGAUUCGAUUGGCCACAGCCCAUGCCAAGGCCCGCAUGAGCAAGACCGUGGACCUGCAGGACGCAGAGGAAGCUGUGGAGCUGGUCCAGUACGCUUACUUCAAGAAGGUUCUAGAGAAGGAGAAGAAACGAAAGAAGCGAAAUGAGGAUGAAUCAGAGACAGAGGAUGAAGAGGAGAAAAGCCAGGAGGACCAAGAGCAGAAGAGCAAGAGGAGGAGGACUCGUCACUCUGAUGCCAAGGAUGGGGGCUCCUAUGACCCCUAUGACUUCAGUGACACAGAGGAGGAAAUGCCUCAAGUGCACACUCCAAAGACGACAGAUUCACAGGAGACCAAGGAGUCCCAGAAGGUGGAAUUGAGUGAAUCCAGGUUGAAGGAAUUCAAGGUGGCCCUCUUGGAUGUGUUCCGGGAAGCUCAUGCACAGUCCGUGGGCAUGAAUCGCCUCACAGAAUCCAUCAACCAGGACAGAGAAGAGCCCUUCUCUUCAGCAGAGAUCCAGGCUGCACUGAGCAAAAUGCAGGACGAUAACCAGGUCAUGGUCUCCGAGGGCAUCAUCUUCCUCAUCUGAGGAGAACUCAUUUCUGAAGUUUGGGGCUCUGCCAAGAACAUUUCUAAUAUAUUUCCUCUCCCUGCUUCUGCCAGCCUUUGCCUUCAUUUCCUGAAUAACAGUGUUAAUUGAACCGAAGUUGAGGGACACGUGACGACGCUGAGCUUUGGGAAUGGGUAAUGAAAGCUGGCGUGGGGUAAAGAAAAGAAAGUGGGCAAGGACUAAGACUGUUCUGUCUUCAUUCAUUCUCCUUAUCUCCCACCCAGAACAAACCAAACCAUUAUUCGCGGCAAAUAACAUAUAACUUCUGAGAAUCUGGGGGGAGCACAGCUGGUUUCUGCUCAUCCUUUCCUUGUUUGUUGGCUGUCUUUUCUCUCCUGAGUACAUCGAUCUGGAAUAGUCUUUGGGUUGUUCUGUGCUGGUAGAGUGAAGCUCUGAAGCAAGUCAUGAAGGCCAAGAAAGCUUUCUUUUCUGUAGCACCAAUUAAAACUAAUACAUACUUCUGACCUAAAUAUCGGAGACAAUGAAUAAACUUACCUAUUUUUAUAUUAUA